Messenger RNA from Harmonia axyridis, 2849 nucleotides. Its product is annotated as cytochrome P450 6k1-like. The transcript has 5 exons. Lineage: Eukaryota; Metazoa; Arthropoda; Insecta; Coleoptera; Coccinellidae. Gene Ontology annotation, molecular function: monooxygenase activity; oxidoreductase activity, acting on paired donors, with incorporation or reduction of molecular oxygen; iron ion binding. Bases 1216 to 2709 code for a protein of 497 amino acids. The record is from RefSeq and is a predicted model, not a curated record.
GAUGCAGACACAAAUCGACUAAUAUUUCGAUGGCGUUAUGUUCACAAAUACCUAUUUUUUUUGCCUACCACUUACCACUACAGCCAUCUAUUACAAAACGGCGGAAGCAAUGUUGUACAACUAAUAGGUGGGUUCAUUUGGUGGUCACAUGUUUUGAUCGAAUAGUUGUCAGAAGGGAAAAACGGUAAAUGAAAAAUGUUGGUCAGUAUUAUACGACAUUUGACAAAGAAAAUUAAUCUAAAAUUAUUUAAAAAAAAACAUGGUCAAAUUGGUCGAAUUGCUCUUCCAACUGUCAGACUAUCCAGCAUAUCCUCCAGGUCUGGCCUCCAGUGAUUACUGUAUUUUUUCAGUCCUCAAAAGAAUGUUCCAGGAAAAAGAAUUGCCCAAUAAUGAUAAAUGAUUUCCCAGGUUGAAACCUUUGACAAAACCACUACGGGGUGCAGUAUCAAUAUUCUCAGUUGUUCUUGAGCAACGCACACGGUUUCGAUUCUUCACAUUACUAACUUGUCCCAAAAGCUCCAAUAUUUCCACCAGUUGCACUAUUGCCGGCGGAGAAGGUGCUUUACAGUGAUAAAGCACCCAAAAGGCUUAAAUUUUGCAGGGUGGGACUACAAAAUUUUCACCAUUUUUGUAGUGAAUUUCAACAAUUUCAAUUUUUAGUAAUGGCCUAGUUUUUACUUCGCAAUUGUCAAGAGAUAACAGCUUCAUUAUAAGUAACAGUUGCCCAGAUAAUGAAAUCUUUUAUUGGAAAACCCUUUUUUCAUUCAUCAACUUCCGGUACUUUUUGACAUACUUAGUCGAAGAUUCAAUAAUCCUACUUACAUUCAUAAGUCUUGACUUAAGUCAAUCAAAUGGACCUAUCCGAACUAAGUACUCCAUUCCUCCUGCGCAAAGCUCCUCAUACGGGAGAAUGUUACGCCACUGAAAAUGUUGACCUAUUUCGUAUUACAAAGUAGGAUUCGCAUGUCCGUACCACUUGAUAUUCUUAGCGGUGUUAUUUGAAUGAUGUGGGGAGGGGGCUGACAAAAAGGGACUAAACAAGGCGUAAACAGGAAUGAUCAACCUGAAUCAAGAAAUAAAUUGGUUUCUGAAAUGAAACUGAAAGUCAGUUGACGUUGUGGAGUCUGCAGGGCAGAACAUACGUGUUCGAAAGGUGUUCAAAUAAGUACUUACAUUUAAAUAUUUCUGAGAGAAAGACACCCUCAACUCCGCAACAUGAUUUGGAUAGUACUUAUCUCAUUAUGUCUUCUUCUAUUCUAUUAUCGCACAGUCAGAACGUUCAGUUAUUGGAAGCUAAAGAAAGUUCCUUUUCGGAGACCCCUUCCGAUUUUUGGUAACAUCAUGAAAGUUGCUUUAGGACAACAACAGGUUGGCACAGCUAUAAGGGAGAUAUACGAUAGUUUUGACGAAAAUGUUCCUUACUUUGGCAUGUACAUUCUGCACAAACCAUUCUUAGUAAUACGUAGCAAAGAAUUAGCGAAAAAAAUCCUGAUCAAAGAUUUUAACACUUUCCAAAACCGACCUCUGUACCACAAUAAGGAAAUAGAUCCUAUGGCUUCUAAUGCCUUGUUUAUUAUGCGUGGUGAAGAGUGGAAAGGAUUAAGAAAUAAGUUGUCACCAAUAUAUACAAGCGGAAAAAUGAAGAAAAUGAUGCCUCUCAUAACCAAAAUUGCGGACCAAAUGGAACUGUACGUAGACACUUUGACUGAUGGGCAAGAGAUUGAUGUUAGAGAUCUGGCAAAUAGAUACUCCCUAGAUGUAAUCUGCUCCUGUGCUUUCGGCAUAAACUCCAAUAGUCUUAUACAGAAAGAUAACGAAAUAAAGAAUACAGCGAACAAAAUGUUGGAUCUAAGAAGCAUAAAAAGAAGUUUUGCCAUCGGUUCCUAUUUCUUCUGUCCUUUGAUGGUGGAACUUUUCAAAUUGACUUUUCUUGAUAAAGAAAGCUCAGAUUAUUUUGUAGAUAUAUUCAAAACUUCUUUCGAACAAAGAAAGAACUCCAAAGAGAAAAGGAAUGACCUCAUUGAUUUGAUGUACAAGAUAAAACUCUCAGAAUCUGAGGAAGACACAUUUAAAUUCGAUGACUUCAAAAUCUCAGCCCAAGCUCUUGUGUUCUUCACCGCUGGAAGUGAAACUACAGUUGGAACUUUAUCUUUUUGUUUGUAUGAAUUAGCAAUGAAUCCAUAUAUACAAAACACACUCAGGGACGAAAUAAGAGAAAAUAUGGAUUCCGAGGGAAAUAUUUCCUAUGAGGCCUUGUUCGAAAUGACAUACUUAGAUUUAGUAAUAAAAGAAACAUUGAGGAAAUAUCCACUCACACACUUGCUUAUGAGAUAUCCUGAGACAGAUUAUACAUUUGAAGAGACAGGUUUACAUCUGGAAAAAGGAACACCAGUUCUCCUGUCAAUGACCUCUCUUCAUUUCGAUCAGAGGUACUUCCCUGACCCAGACAAAUUCGAUCCUGAAAGAUUUAGAGGGGAAAAAGCAAAAGACUUGCAAUAUGUAUAUAUGCCUUUUGGAGAGGGUCCAAGAAAGUGUAUAGGUGAUAGAUUUGCACUAUUGUCAAUGAAAAUAGCUGUCUUCAUGUUCUUGAAAAAAUUUGAAAUAACACCAUGCAAUAAAACAGAAGUCCCAGUGAAACAAAGUAAAACGGCAUUUUUUAUCAUUCCAGAUUCAGGCAGUAUUUUUUUGAAUGUAAGAAAAAUUGAAUAAAUUAUAAAUUAUAUAUUAAAGCAGUAUUUUUUGUCACAAAAUAUCAAAUGCAGGACUAGUCCAGAAUAAUAUAUUUAAAAACAAUAAACUAUUAAAAAUCAUAAAUUUAUAUUUAAAAUAUGAAAGAGAAUAAAUAAUCU